AUGACAAUGAUCUAUGCUAUAUUUGGUAUUCCAUUAAUGCUAUUAUGUUUAGCAAAUAUUGGUUCAACAAUGGCAGAUGCAUUUCGUUUUAUCUAUUGCAAUAUAUGUUGUUCGUAUUGUAAUCUGGUUAAAAAACGUCGUAAUUUACGUGCAUUACAAUCUGUUGAAUUAUCACGUAAUGCAGCAGCAGCAGCAACAGCAGCAUCACUACCACCAUCUCCAAUAACGACAACAUUAGCAUCAAAUCCAAUUCAAUCACCUACAAAUGAUCUUGAACAACCUCCACCGCAGAAUGUCGUCGAAUUUGUUGAUAAUCUUAGUAUUGAUUAUCGUAAAGUUACAAUACCGAUCAGUGUUACACUUUCAUUACUAUCAUCUUAUUUGAUACUUGGUUCAGUACUUUUUAGCCAAUGGGAAAAAUGGGACUAUUUAGACGGUGCUUAUUUUUGUUUUGUUACACUUGCAACGAUCGGUUUAGGUGAUCUUGUACCGGGUAAAUCUAUAACAUCAACACAAGUUGAAGGUAAAUUAAUCAUCUGUGCUCUUUAUGUUCUACUUGGUUUAUCAUUAAUGGCCAUGUGUUUUAAUUUAAUGCAAGAAGAAGUUCGAGCAAAAUUCCGACGAUUAGGAAAUAAACUUGGAAUUACUGAUGAUCCAAAUUAUUGGUAG
Molecule: messenger RNA, 669 nt
Organism: Adineta steineri
Lineage: Eukaryota; Metazoa; Rotifera; Eurotatoria; Adinetida; Adinetidae
Source: the annotation of a GenBank genome assembly